CAAAAGGAGUCGACCUGUAGCUGAUACAGUACAUACCUGGGAGAAAGAGGGAGAGAGUUGCAAGCCAGAGACAAUUAAACGUCUUGACCGCAAGCCAAUUUAGGGCACGGGCUGUGUUACUGAUCCUCAAGAGGCUGACACUCGGGUACCUGAGUCGAUGGGAUCAGCUUGAGGCAGCGAAUCAGGUAAGAGAAUAUAUGGAGUGAACCAAUCACGUGAGAGCUGGCUCCUCAGCAGGCAGCUAUAUAAAGACCCAUCCUCAACCAGCCACUUCAGUUGUCCUUUGAGCCUGCAAACGUAAACAUGUUGACCAACAACGAUCUAAUGGAGCAGUUCUACUUUCCCGACGAAGCCCCAGCGAUUCCCGAGUUCCUCGGCAACGAUACCUUCCAGCAGUUGGAGCAGCUCAUGUACCAGCAGGAGUUCAGCACCAGCGACAGCCAGUCGGACGGAGCGAACAGUUGCUCCUUGGAGAUGUAUUACGAUACGCCGUCUGUCCUGGAACUGGAGCACAUGCUGAGUGCCCAGGAGCAACAGCAGCAGCAUCAGGCGAAUCCCUUGGGAAAGAGUCAAGGCAGAAGCCCGAGAUACUGGAACAAGCAGCAGAGGAGCAAGCCAUACGACAAGCUGUCCACCUCCAUGUCAUCAUCUGCAUCCUCCGCCUCAUCGAGCAGUUCGUCCGCGGGAUUCGGAGGCGAAGUCCUUAAAAAGCGGCGACUGGCUGCCAAUGCUCGGGAACGGAGGCGGAUGAACAGCCUGAACGAUGCCUUCGACAAGUUGAGGGACGUGGUCCCGUCUCUUGGCCACGACCGGCGACUGUCCAAAUACGAAACCCUCCAAAUGGCGCAGGCAUACAUCGGGGAUCUGGUCACGUUGCUGUCCAGAGACUACUAG
Molecule: messenger RNA, 894 nt
Organism: Drosophila teissieri
Lineage: Eukaryota; Metazoa; Arthropoda; Insecta; Diptera; Drosophilidae
Gene: amos
Product: basic helix-loop-helix transcription factor amos
Exons: 1
Coding region: 304-894 (196 amino acids)
Molecular function (GO): protein dimerization activity
Source: RefSeq, a predicted model, not a curated record